Molecule: messenger RNA, 11443 nt
Organism: Doryrhamphus excisus (bluestripe pipefish)
Lineage: Eukaryota; Metazoa; Chordata; Actinopteri; Syngnathiformes; Syngnathidae
Gene: mast4
Product: microtubule associated serine/threonine kinase family member 4
Biological process (GO): cytoskeleton organization; peptidyl-serine phosphorylation; intracellular signal transduction
Molecular function (GO): magnesium ion binding; protein serine/threonine kinase activity; ATP binding
Source: RefSeq, a predicted model, not a curated record
GCUGCACGUCACGUCCUGUCCCGUCCCAUCCCGUCCCGUCCCGCCUGCUUAUGUGGCAGUUGUGGCUCCCACACAUCUGCUGUACCUCCUGCUCUAAACAUGGAAAAUAUAGAUUCCUAACAACUUUUUGUUAUUCAAACUGGUACCGAUUUAUCAAGUAACUUUCUGCUUCUCGAGAUUGAUAUGAUACCAAUAACGUAUAGCUUUUUAAAAUCUACUUUUCAAUUGUACACCUCAAGGUAAGAUGGACCUCCAGAAAUGAGGAUGAUUAGCCAACUCAUGAAAUAUCAUGACAUGACUACUACCAGGAGAAGCAGAGAAUAGAGGGGUAGGAGUCACCCGCUGUGGCCCAGCAAGGUGUACUGUAUUCGGGCACACGCUCUGAGCAGCCCCUGCGACCCCACGGAAGUCUCCGGUGAAGCCUUUGCAGUUUUCCCAACGCUUCCAUCAUGUCAAGUCAAGUCAAGUUUAUUUAUAUAGCCCUUAAUCACAAAAGAGCCUCAAAGGGCUUAACAAGCAGGCAACAGUAGAAGACAGACAAUAGACGACAAACGACAUCCCCUGAUCUGAACCCCCAUCAGGGCAAGGAAAAACUCAAAACCCAUUAGGGAAAAAGAAACCUUGAGAAGGGACCGCAGAUGGGGGAAUCCCCCUUCUAGGAUGACCAGGCUGCAAUGGAUGUGGAGAGGUUUACAUGUGACAGUUAAAUAUAAACAUAGAGUAUAAUAGUCCAGGUCCAAGAUGUGAUGCCAUUAGGACAGUUGGGCAGCCACGGGUCUUGAGAUGAUCACUAUCCCUCUGCUGCAGCGCCUCCAAGGUAGGCCACGUCCGAUGUCCAGUUUCGUCAAGGCAAACUUCCAAAACAGCCUCUCCUGGACCCCCCCCCCCCCUCAGCCGGGGGGGGGCGGUAUGGGAGAGAGAAGGAGCGGCAGUCAAAACAGGCAGGGAAUAUUAACUAAACGCUAAAGUAUAGAAAUGAGUCUUAAGUCGGGAAAUGAGUGGUUAUUGGAGCUGCUUUAAUGCGAAUUUAUUUAUCAUUAUGAUCUCAUAAUUCCCUCAGAUCGGCCUGAUGAUUACACCCUUAAUAAUAAUAAUAAUAAUUUAGUACAUGUUUGAAUAUGAUUAUUAAUGUAGACGUACAUCAAAGGCGCACGCAAUCUUGCAGCAUGCAGGAUCCAAGUGGACAUUACGAUCUCUUACUUCACAUACUUCACCACUUCAUGUUUGCUAAUCAGGAUGAGAGUUUAAGGUCAGCUGACUGAUGUCAUAUGACAUCUACAAAGUGAUGUUUAUGCCAUCGACUCAAAAAUGCUCAACCGGUAGCUCGCCAUAGACGUGAAGGGCACCCCUGCUUGGGGACGCUUGGCAAGCACGUGCCAUUAGAGACACUUUGGGAAGUGGCUGAGCAGGUGGGUGGAUCCUGCUUUUCCCGUCACCUUGCGUCGCGUCGCGUCACGGUGACGGCAUGUUAAGGCCGCAAACGAUCACUUUUAGAAAUAUGUUCUCUGUUGUGCACAAAAAAAGGGGGUUGGGGGACGUAUUUGUCCCUCGCGACCAAGAAUGUUCCUAUGAAUAAGGCGCCCGACCCCCAGAGAGGCACCCCUUGAAUGUGACUGCAGCCUGUUUUGAUUAGUACUGCUAACGUUUAUGCUACAACAUCGAGUCUGAGUCAGACAGUGUGCCAAAAAGCCCCCCCACCCUCCAACAAAGCCUCCAUGUUCUGGUCUUUGAUGUGCUAAGUAGGAUUUGCGGCGCACGGGGGCGGUGGAGGAUGGGUCUAUCUCCUGCGAGUCGCUGUUGAUGCUUCGCUACGGAGUACAGAGAUGAUGAAGACGUUUUGUCUUUUAGCACCGCCGGAGCUUGUGGAAAGGCGAAAGUGAGCCGUACCGACGUAUUGUACGUCCGGUCAAGGCACCGUACGAGAGAGAGAGAGAGAGUCAUCUUGGAUAUUUUGGGGCCUCUCAAGACGCUCGGGUGCCCUCAUGUUGCCUCUUUAGACAAUCAUGGUUGAACAGUAACUAGCUGUACACGGACUACUCUAAAGGUAACUUGGGCUGACUGCCAGCUGGUGUUAUCAGCUUUCUAUUCUCUGCUCCAAGUUUGACUUUGACCCCCCCCCCCCCCCCCGACGAGCGUCACGUCCAAUGUGGAACGCUGAAAGAGAACAGCGCCAUAAUUAGAGCGCCGGCGGGCCAGCAGGGAGGCGGCGGCGUGGUCUUUUAUUCCUCACAAUGUCGCCCAGCCACAAAAGGCGGCUGAUAGGCCAAGAGGAAGAAGCGGCGGCAGCGAUAAGUUCGCUCUGGCGUUGGGGUCAAGCCCCGGUUGUUUGUGCGGCGUGCGAGCGAGCGUUCCACGGGGUCGAGCAAACACUGACAAGGCAACGCCGUAGCGCGUCCCAGCCGGCCGUGGAGAGACGUCGCAUGAGGACGCUUGUCCGAGGAGGACAACAUAAGAUGUCACGUGACCUCUCUUAUCUCCGCCGCUUUUAUUGCCUUGUGUUUUUUUCGCUUUUUACAAGCUGGAACUUUGCACGUCCUGUGACGGCGUCCCUGUCCCAAAGGAACCAAAGGUUGUUGACACCGCAGGGGGGGCAUCCCAAUGCCAAAUUCAACACGGGCGUGACAGAAUUCUCGCCGCUGUGCGUCGUGGCGAGUGUGACCGAGCGUCGUCCUGGUCUCUCUGCGUCCUAUCAGAGGCGGGCCAAAGGUGGCGAAGGUGAAGCGGCGAUGAAAUUAGCGAGGCGUGUGGCGGAGUGGAGGAACUGGUGAUCUAAAGCCCAUCACAUCCACUCCCGCUUAAUACGCUGACCCUUCGGAUUCUGUUGGAGGCCGUCCAGACGAGGGCACGGCGACAUCCGAUGAUGAUGCGUCCCCCCCCCCCUCCCCUCGGAAGUGGUAUCUUCCUGCUACAUGAUAUGAAGCAUGCUGAGUGCAGGGAGCAGUUCUGAGACGGCAAACCACGAGUCAGCUGCUCUCAGACGUCGCAGCUGCUGACCCGGAUCGCACUCGCGCAUCCCUCGGGAUCCUCCCGGGAUUACGUCUUUAUCCGCGGGAGGCGCUCGGCCCGGCCUCUGCUGCAGGUCGCAUUGAUGCCGCGGCUGCCCGCAGACGUGCCCGUGCAGGGGAGGCUCACUUCGGAGGAGGUCUGCUGCUGCUGCAGUCGUGGGGGUCGCGUCCCGGUCAAGCCCCACUACCCCCGCUUGUCCUCGACCGCUCCUCAGAAGCACCCGCCGCUCUGGCACGACCCGGACGCCGUAUGGGAUUGUGGCGCUUGGACGUCACUGUCCAACUUUAACGUGCCGCAUUUCUUCGGCGGGGCUCGCCUGCGCCGCUCCAAAAGCUGCAGGACGAGCAACAGGAAAAGUCUCAUCGGAAGCGGGCAGUCGACGGGUCUACCCCGACCGCACUCACCCCUAUCGUCCUUGGCGGGCACCAGUCCACAGGACAGUCCCAGGAACUUCUCUCCCAGUGCCUCCGCUCAUUUCUCCUUCGCACGAAGGAGCGAUGGUCGCCGCUGGUCGCUGGCCUCCCUUCCCUCCUCCGGAUAUGGAACCAACACGCCCAGCUCCACCGUCUCUUCGUCCUGUUCAUCACAGGAGAAGCUGCACCAGCUGCCCUUCCAGCCCACGCCGGACGAGCUGCACUUCCUGUCCAAGCACUUCUGCACCGAGAGCAUCUCCACCGACGAGUGUCGGCGUGCGACGGCCAUGCGCCCGCGCUCGCGCAGCCUCAGCCCCGGCAGGUCUCCGUCCUGUUACGACCACGAGAUCAUCAUGAUGAAUCACGUCUACAAGGAGCGAUUCCCCAAGGCCACCGCCCAGAUGGAGGAGAAGAUCCAGGAGAUCAUCCGCGGGAACUCUCCGGAGAGCGUCCUCCCGCUGGCGGACGGCGUGCUCGGCUUCGCCCACCACCAGAUCAUCGAGCUGGCGCGCGACUGCCUGGAGAAGAGCCGCCUGGACCUCAUUACGUCCAGCUACUUCUGCGAGCUCACCGACAAGCUGGAGAGGCUCGUCCUCGAGUCCACUGAGCGGUCAGAGAGCGAGGAGGUCAACUUCAUCCGAGAUCUGGCCAAGAAGAUCCUCAUCGUCAUAGCUCGACCCGCACGACUGCUGGAAUGUCUGGAGUUUGACCCUGAGGAAUUCUACCAUCUACUGGAGGCGGCGGAGGGGCACGCCAAAGAGGGCCAGGGAAUCAAGACGGACAUCCCUCGUUACAUCAUCAGCCAGCUGGGACUGACGCGGGAUCCUUUAGAAGAGAUGGCGCAGCUGACCAGCUCCGACAGUGGCAUCGCACACACUCCUGAAACGGACGACUGCUGUCAGAGCCUCAGCACGGCGUUGAGGGGCAGACGCAAGCCGUGCGAGCUGGACUUCGAGAUGACUAAACUCAUCAGCAACGGCGCCUACGGUGCCGUCUAUUUGGUUCGCCACAAGGAGAGCAAGCAGCGCUUUGCCAUGAAGAAGAUCAACAAGCAGAACCUGAUCCUGAGGAACCAGAUCCAGCAGGCCUUCGUGGAACGGGAUAUCCUCACCUUCGCCGAGAACCCCUUUGUGGUGUCCAUGUACUGCUCCUUCGAGACACGCCGCCAUCUCUGCAUGGUCAUGGAGUACGUGGAAGGAGGAGACUGCGCCACCCUCCUGAAGAACAUGGGCCCCCUCCCUGUGGACAUGGCCAGGAUGUACUUUGCAGAGACGGUGCUGGCUUUGGAGUAUUUGCACAACUACGGCAUCGUACACAGAGACCUCAAACCUGACAACUUACUGGUAACGUCGAUGGGUCACAUCAAGCUGACCGACUUCGGCCUGUCCAAAGUGGGCCUGAUGAACAUGACCACCAACCUCUACGAGGGACACAUCGAGAAGGACGCCAGAGAGUUUUCUGACAAGCAGGUGUGCGGGACGCCGGAGUACAUCGCCCCAGAGGUGAUCCUGAGGCAAGGCUACGGCAAGCCGGUGGACUGGUGGGCCAUGGGCAUCAUCCUGUACGAGUUCCUGGUGGGCUGCGUGCCUUUCUUUGGCGACACGCCGGAGGAGCUGUUCGGGCAGGUCAUCAGCGACCAGAUCAACUGGCCCGAGGGAGAGGAAGCGCCGCCUCCUGACGCCCAGGAGCUCAUCACUGUGCUGCUCAGACAGAACCCUCUGGAAAGAAUGGGCGCAGGUGGCGCCGGCGAGGUGAAGCAGAACCCCUUCUUCCACAACCUGGACUGGAACGGCCUCUUGCGGCAGAAGGCCGAGUUCAUCCCCCAGCUGGAGUCUGAGGACGACACCAGCUACUUUGACACUCGCUCUGAGCGCUACCACCACCUGGAGACGGAGGAGGACGAUACCAACGAUGAGGACUUCAACGUGGAGCUGCGGCAGUUCUCGUCGUGUUCUCACCGCUUCUCCAAGGUGUACAGCAGUCUGGAUCUGAGUCGCGGACACGUGGAGGAGAAAGGAGACGCUGAGGACAAGAAGCCGGAGAGCCCGCUGACCGUGGAUUCUCUCAGCUGGACUCCAGACCUGACAGAAAUGCCGUCCCUGUCCCACUCCACCGAUGGCGACUCCUCGAACCAGAGUCCUCGUCCCGCACCGCUCCCAAAGUUGGCCGUCUCAGCCGAGAGUGAAGCGGAUGAAUCGUCCGGCUUGGGCGACCCCAGCAAGACUUCUUCCUCCGUCGGAGAGCUGCCGCGAGACGAGCCAGACGCCACCACGCCGGGGAGCACCCGCAGUGGGGCCACGCUGUCAGGAAGCUUCUCUGAACAUCUGGACCAGCUGAUGCCGAGAGGGGAGAGUCCAGACAGGGCAGGGGACCAGGGGACGCUGACUGGCUCCUUGAGGCCAGAGAAGCCCAGAGCGCCCCUGAAGGUCCCCAAGUCCGUCUCCACUGGCGCCCUGUCCCUGAUGAUCCCCUCAGAUUUAUUUGGCGCAUCUCCGCUAGCCAGCCCGCUCUCCCCUUACUCGCUGUCGUCAGAUCCUUCCUCUCGAGACUCCUCCCCCAGCCGAGACUCCUCCUCCCUCUUCGCCAGCGCCGCCCGCCAACCGGUGGUCAUCCACAGCAGCGGCAAGAAGUUUGGCUUCACGCUGAGGGCCAUCCGCGUCUACGCCUGCGACGGCGAUGUCUAUACUGUGUACCACAUGGUGUGGAACGUAGAGGACGGUGGACCAGCGCAGAAGGCCGGACUCAAAGCAGGAGACCUCAUCACGCACGUCAACGGCGAGCCCGUCCACGGUCUGGUCCACAUGGAAGUGGUGGAGCUCCUCGUCAAGAGCGGCAGCAAGGUGUCCAUCUCCACCACGCCCUUCGAGAACACGUCCAUCAAGCGAGGCCCGGCUAGGAAGAACAGCUACAGGAGCAAGAUGGUGCGAUGUGGCAAGAAGGCCAAGAAGGAGAAGACUCCAGAGAGGCGCCGUUCUCUUUUCCGGCGCUUCGCAAUGCAGCCGUCCCCGCUGCUGCACACCAGCCGUAGCUUCACCUCCCUCAACCACUCGCUUUCAUCCGGUGAGAGUCUACCCGGGUCGCCUACCCACAGCCUGUCCCCGCGCUCACCCACCGCCGCCUUCCGCGCCGCCCCCGACUUCGCGCCUUCAGGUGGCAACUCCUCCCAGAGCAGCUCCCCCAGUUCCAGCGCCCCCAACUCUCCCGCGGGCUCGGCCCACAUCCGGCCCAGCACCCUCCACGGCCUGGGCCCCAAGCUGCCAGGGCAGAGGCUCCGCCAGGGGCGCCGCAAGUCUGCCGGGAGCAUUCCUCUGUCUCCACUGGCCCGCACACCGUCGCCCACGCCCCAGCCCCCGUCACCCCAGCGCUCGCCGUCCCCGCUGCUCGGCGGACACUCAGUGUCCAUUUCCAAAAGCACCCAAGCCUUCCCCACCAAGAUACACUCCCCGCCCACCAUCAUCCGCCACAUUGUCCGCCCUAAAAGUGCCGAGCCGCCGCGCUCGCCCCUCCUCAAACGGGUGCAGUCCGAGGAGAAGCUGUCCCCGUCCUACGCCGGAGACAAGAAGCACCUUUGUGCCCGGAAGCACAGCCUGGAGGUUACUCAGGAGGAGGUGCAAGAUCAGGAGGCUGGCGAUGAUGGGGCGCCCAUCGUGGAGGGGAACGCUUGCGAGCCCCCGACGGCGAUCCCGCGUGUGCGUCCUGUGGAGCAGGGCUGCUUGAAGAGGCCGGUGGCCCGCAGGGAUGGGCGGCAGGACUCUGCGGAGGAGGCUGACGAGGCGAAGAGAAGACAAGACUCCCUGCCGGAGUCGGAUUCAUCCGUUUGUGACGAGCGCAAAGCUUGCCCCGAGUCCGCCAGCGUCGCCCUCAUAGACGUCCUCUAUAAGAAACUCAGCAGCCGCGCUUUGGACGGCACCAGUGACUCGUCGGCCGGCAGUGGCGACGGCGAGUGGACGCAUCCUCGACAGGACCUCAAAGCCCCCAACACGGACUUCACCAGGAAGAGGCUCUCAUUUGAGGAGCGAGAAGACUUUGUGUGUCGCCUCUCUCCCGGCAUCCACGACAACCUCCAUUUUGGUCCCUCCAGGUCCAAAAGCCUCCAGCUGGGUGCAGCGUCUCAUGAGCACAUGAAGGCUGCACUGGGCGGCGUCCACUCGGCCCCGGAAGGUCUGGCUCCCAAGAUUUUCUCCGGUCGAGGAGAAAGCGCUGUAGAGAAGCUGCAGCUCAUCUCUUCGGGCGAAUGUCCUCUGAGAAAGACGUCCUCUGACUACAAACUGGAAGGACGCCACAUGUCCUCUCUCAAGCCUCUGGAGGGAACUCUGGAUAUUGGCCUGCUGUCUGGGCCCAGGAUGUCCAAAACGGACUCUUGUUUGUCCAAAAUGGCCGAGUGCAAGAUGGCAUCUCCUCCCGUUUGGCUUCAGAACGCCGCUGAGCGACUGAUGAAAGCUCCAGAGAAACCCAAAAGCCCCCUGAGCUGCCCCCCGAGCACCGACACCUCCCCAAAGAUGUUCCCCAAAGACCUCUCGCUCGCUGAGAAGACCAGACACGACGGCUCUAGCUCGGCGGUGAAACAGGAGAGCAGAACGUGCAUGAAGGUCACGUCAUCCCGACACAGCUCCCACUUCUCCUGUGGGAAGACGCCCUCCAUCCGGGAGGUCAGCAAUGAAGACCAGGAGGAUGAAGACCAGGAGGUACCGGCCGCUGAAAGUCCGGAGUCAUCAGAGAAAUCUGGUCAAGCUGGUUCUGCUGCAAAGAGAGCGCUGCAAACAUCUCACAUGAACUGCUCAGAUGUUGCUGGCACACCGUCAACGUCUGCUUCUGGACCAGAGCUCCAAACAUGCAGCUCAACCUCACCAGCUCAGAACUUUCCAGCUCAUCAAGACCGUGAUGACUCGGCCUUGAAGGACGGGAUUGGCAUCCAAGGAGUUCCAAAGAGAGAACUGUGCAUGGUGUCUCCAGGCAGCGUGCUGGUGUCCAAGGAAGACCGCCCUCUGUCGGACCAUCCGGAAACGGAAGGUCAUUCCGAGAUGGUUCCAGAAGAAAAGAUCCAGCAGGUUCCAGAACACUGGACCCCUGCAAAGCAAGAGGGCAUCACGGUGAGCACCGUAACAUCAGCACGCUCAGCGGCGCCCCAGCUGCCGUUCACGGGGGCCCUGCGGGACCACCACACCCCAGUCGCUAAGGACCUUCCCAAUCCCAAACUCUUACUUCCAGAAUCUUCUGGAGAUGCUCUGAACUCAAAACAGAGUGAUGCUACGUUGCCCUCUGGGGGCGUUCACCUGGAAAACUGUGUGCAGGCUCCGCCCCCCAGCGCCAGGCAAGCGGAACCCAAAUCAGUAGCAGCCAGCCCUCCUGUGGUCAAGGACAGCACAGAAUCCAAGUCCAAAGCCCGGGCGGCACCGCCUCACAAGCCAUCCGGGGGACCGCCCAAACAUAAAGACCCCUCUCCCAAGAAACAGCCCCUGCUCAUGAAGGACUCCAAAGAGUCCAAAGACUCCAAACCUAAACGCACAACGUCACCGCAUACCCAGUCUGGACCUGAGGCGGCAAGCGCCUCAGCGGCCCGCCUCUCCGAGUCCGCAGACACCGCCCCCAGGGGGCUGCCCCACGACAAGGCAUCUAAGCAUGCAGAGAAGAAGAAACAGGAGGCUGCCUCUGCGCCGAGGAGCACCAAACGGGAUGCAUCCCGGGGCGGCGUCACGGACAAAGACCCCGGCAAAGGGAAGACGGCACGGGCGGCUUCCUGUCCCAAAAAGUAACAUUUCAUGCAGACUUUUAUUUUAGCAAGCAUCGUCAUGCCUUUUUUCCUUUGGACGACCGGACAAGCUGUUACGCGUCAUCACCAACGUGGAGGGGCGCCGCCCCCAAGGUGCCAUAAAGCUUUCUUUCCAAUUGCACUCGUCCUUUUAAUGCAGUAGAGCCAUGUUGCGUACGUAGACGCCGCAAGCUACUUCCUGUGCACGCAGCGACAUGGUCACGGCUGGCGCGCCCUCCGACGACCAGCCUGGGUUUUGACCACAUUCCUGGGACGGGCGGGCGGCAGAAAUAAAAACACUCGCGGGCUCACGAGGUGUUGCUUUAUUUGUCUUCUAGUCCUACGCUCACCUGGAGGAGGGAAAAUGUAGCAUUUCCCUGGAAAACCGAGGCUGAGAAUGUGCUUAUUAAUGUCCACGGUGUGCACUACCGAUGCGCUUUUCGGGAAUGAAUGACUCCCCCCACCCCCCUCCCCCUGGGGAGACCCCGCUGGUGGAAAAAGACCUCACAUGACUUCACAGUACCAAGGAGUAUUAGAGACACUGACAAGAAAAAACGUCAGAAAAAUGGCGGAGUUUGGAAAAGUCGAGUUGGAAAGUUCAGAGAAUGAAGUUGCAAUGUUGUGAUUGGGACGCCAUGACAACCAUCGCAUACCAUAAUACGCACCAUCCAUCGUACCGUUACCAUAAUACGCAUCAUCCAUUGUACCGUUACCAUAAUAAUACGCAUCAUCCAUCGUAGCGUGACCGUAAUAUGUAUCGUCCAUCGUACCGUCACCAUAAUACGCAUCAUCCAUUGUACUGUUACCAUAAUAAUACGCAUCAUCCAUCGUAGCGUGACCGUAAUACGCAUCAUCCAUUGUAGCGUGACUGUAAUACGUAUCGUCCAUUGUACCGUUACCAUAAUACGCAUCAUCCAUCGUACCGCAUCAUCCAUCGUACCGUGACCAUCAUACGCAUCGUCCAUUGUACCGUUACCAUCAUACGCAUCGCCCAUUGUACCGUUACCAUCAUACGCAUCGCCCAUCGUACCGUUACCAUAAUACGCAUCAUCCAUCGUACCGUUACCAUAAUACGCAUCGUCCAUCGUACCGUGACCGUAAUACGCCUCGUCCAUCGUACCGUUACAUAAUACGCAUCGUCCAUCGUACCGUUACGUAAUACGCAUCGUCCAUCGUACCCUUACCGUAAUACGCAUCAUCCAUCGUACCGUUACCAUAAUACCAUACCAUUACUAUACCAUCCAUCUUACCUUUUCUUGUUAACCAUUUCUUUUUUUGUCCAUUAAAAAAAAACAUUUUUUUCUUGAAAGAUUGGACUUUUUUCCAGAAAAUUAUUUUUGUAGGAUUCCCUUCCCACUUUGUGUGAAGAACAGAAUUUGUGGUUCUUGGAGAAAGACCUCCCAUAAAAGCAUGUUGGUGUUUUAUUUGUUAACAUGACAUGAAUUGCAAUUUUAUUUUGUCAGUAAAGCAACUUUUUUUUUUAUGAUUUUGCAAUGUUUUAGGAUUGCAACUUUGCUCCCUGAAUUCUUUAUUGUGGCGAAAAGCAUUCUCGUAAGGAUGCGACCUGAAAUACAUUCCUGGUGAAAUGACAAGGUUAUUAUUAUCUGAAGAAUGGCAUCCAAUGGCGAAGCUGACAUGUUUGCUUCUCAUAAUGAUGAAUUAUGAGAAGAAAAAGCGGUAUAAAGGUAUGACAUUCCGAGAGACUGUGGUUGUCAGGGUUGCUAAUACUCCUUGCUUUGAAGUUAUCUUUCAGUUCUGAGGCCUUUUUGUCUUUGUCAACUGAAGCUUCUUCCAGCGUGGAAGCGACUGAUGGUGGAUUUUGUGGUGAUUGUUGAAGAAGAAGAAAAGCACCUUAGAAAUAACGGAGGAAGGCGUGUUGAAGGAACAUUGCUUGUUUGUUUGGCAGGCUUGUACAUUUUGUAUAGCGUCUAUUUUGCCAAAUCUAUGUUGUGUGUCAACUGAUGUUGGUCGUCGUCGUCGUGUGAGCAGGCCGUGACGUCCAAGACCUUUUCCAGAGUUCUCGGGUGUGGUACGGUGUCUCCGGUGUGGUGGUCUUGUUUCCACUGUGCAAACACUAACUAGCGUUAGACGGGGAUGUUUCUUCUUUUUGUCUUUUUAGAAAAUGUGCAAUAAAAAUGUGUGUGUUUUGUUUGUUUGAGUUUUGUAUUUUGCCCAAGAAAAGCUCUAUGGAUGUCAUAGAUGUUGUAUAUUAAAGAAAAGAGAUAUUUAUAUACUUCUAAUGUUGCGUAAUAGUGAGAAUAAAAACAAAUGCUGA